AUGGCAUCUUCAUGGGAAUACUUUGGGGAGAUUGCCAAUGUGGCUCAGCUAACGGGCAUUGAUGCUGUGAGGUUAAUUGGUAUGAUUGUGAAAGCUGCAAGUACAGCACGGAUGCACAAGAAGAACUGUAGGCAAUUUGCUCAGCAUCUGAAGUUGAUUGGAAACUUGCUGGAUCAGCUCAAGAUCUCUGAGCUAAAGAAGUACCCCGAAACCCGGGAGCCUCUGGAGCAGCUAGAAGAUGCUCUUAGAAGGUCUUACAUUUUGGUGAAUAGUUGUCAGGACCGCAGCUAUCUUUAUUUGCUGGCCAUGGGCUGGAACAUUGUCUAUCAAUUCAGGAAGGCUCAAACUGAAAUUGACAGAUACUUGCACCUUGUUCCUCUCAUUUCGCUAGUGGACAAUACUAGAUUCAGGGAGAGACUUGAAGUUAUUGAAAAGGAUCAAUGUGAGUAUACAUUAGAUGAUGAGGAGCAAAAGGUGCAGACUGUCAUUUUGAAACCUGAGCCUGAUCAAGGUGAUGCUGUAGUGCUGAAGAAAACUCUUUCCAGUUCUUACCCCAACGUUUCUUUCAACGAAGCUCUUAAAAAAGAAAAUGAAAAGCUUCAAGUAGAACUACAACAUUCACAAGCAAAUAUGGAUAUAUACCAGUAUGAGUUCAUUCAACAUUUAUUAGAUGUCACAGAAGUUGCAGCUCAUUAUAAUUCCGAAAAAAAUAAUAAGACAGUAGAGUACAGUGACAACAGUUAUUCUGAUGCCAAUGGUGGCAUAGCUCAUUCUUCUGAUGAAAAAAUCCAGAAAAAGAAUGUUCCUCUUUCUGCAUCAAGAUCAUCAGUUUCAGAAAAGGAUCUGCUAUCAACCGGCGGUUCAUAUCAUCGGGAAGAUUGGCAUACAGAUUUAUUUGCUUGUUGUUCUGAACCUUGUCUCUGUAUAAAGACAUGCUUCUAUCCUUGUGGAACAUUGUCAAAGAUUGCCAGUGUUGCGACUAACAGGCCAAUUUCUUCUGCAGAAGCAUGUAAUGAACUGAUGGCAUAUUCAUUGAUUUUAUCUUGCUGCUGCUACACUUGCUGCAUAAGGACGAAGCUUCGGAAGAUGAUGAACAUUAGGGGGGGCUAUAUUGAUGAUUUUCUUUCUCAUUUAAUGUGUUGCUGCUGUGCCCUUGUGCAAGAAUGGAGAGAAGUUGAGAUUCGCGGGGCUUGUGGUCCUGUUGAGAAGACAAACACACGGCCUCCACCCUCACAGUACAUGGAAUCUUAA
Molecule: messenger RNA, 1251 nt
Organism: Sphenostylis stenocarpa
Lineage: Eukaryota; Viridiplantae; Streptophyta; Magnoliopsida; Fabales; Fabaceae
Source: the annotation of a GenBank genome assembly